GUCGUGCAACGGUCACGCUGGAACGAACUGCAGGCAGUGGGUCGUCAAAAUUUUGUUGUUUUGUUAAUCAAUAGCAAUUAGAUAAUAAGUAAAAUUAUGCUCAGACAAUUGACACGGUCAGUGCGCCUGACCUCGCGACUACUCACGCAGGUCAACUAUUCCUCGAAUUCUCCGACUGGCCAGUCACAAAUUGCCGUAACCGCGGCCCUGGAAAAUGGGCGAUGGGCGGAAAAGCUCAAGGCCGCCGGCGUCGAGGACACGGAAUUCAACCUCAAGUGCAUCGUGUCCCACGUCCUGAAGCAAAAAUUUAACAAGGUUCCGGACUCCUUUGACCAGUUGCAGUUCAAUUCCGGCCAGCUGGCGGACUUCGAGCGCUUUCUGGAGGCACGUUGCGCCCGGAUGCCGCUGCAGCACAUCAUCGGCGAAUGGGACUUCAUGGACAUCACGCUGAAAACGUCGCCGUCGGUCUUCAUCCCGCGACCCGAAACGGAGGAAUUUAUGCGCCUAGUGAUCGAGGACCACAAGGACGCAAAGCACGUGGACCUGCUGGAGGUGGGCUGUGGUUCUGGCGCCAUGUCCUUGUCCAUGCUGCACAGCCUGCCGCAGGUGGAGGCCACUGCCAUCGAGCGAAGCAAGGCGGCCACCGUGCUGGCGGCCGAGAAUGCCCAGAUGCUGGGCUUGCUGGACCGCUUUAAGGUGCACAACCACACGAUGGAGGAGGACAAGUACCUGCCGGAGGAACUGAAGGACCGGAAGUUCGACCUUAUCAUCUCCAAUCCACCCUAUGUCAAGACGGAGGAGUUUCAGUUCCUCCACCCCGAGGUGGUUGUAUAUGAGAACCUAAAUGCACUGGACGGUGGUUCUGAUGGCUUAAGGGUUGCCCGCCUGGUUUUCGAGCUGGCUUGCCGGCACCUGCGUCCUGGUGGAAAACUUUGGUUGGAGCUGGGAAACGACCAUCCGCCGAUGGUCAAGACCAUCAUGAAUUUGAAGUUCGAGGGCCGCCUCAAGUUCAUCGAGAGCUAUAGUGACCAGUAUAAGCGCGAGAGAUUCGUCCAGAUCGAGAAGGUCUAGGCGGUAUUACUUCAUAAUUUACACUUGGACAAUGCAGUUAGCUAUUACGUUGUCCAUGCAUUUAGCUGUGAUUUGAUUUAUGACCACAAAACCUGCACGCUGCCUAGAGGCUCACAAAUGCCUAUAUAUUAAAUAUAUAGCGGUAUUAUUCCUUAA
Drosophila ficusphila is the source of this 1227-nucleotide messenger RNA. It is a transcript of the gene HemK1, whose product is annotated as MTRF1L release factor glutamine methyltransferase. Gene Ontology annotation, biological process: protein methylation. Lineage: Eukaryota; Metazoa; Arthropoda; Insecta; Diptera; Drosophilidae. The transcript has 3 exons. Gene Ontology annotation, cellular component: mitochondrion. Gene Ontology annotation, molecular function: protein methyltransferase activity; nucleic acid binding. The coding region runs from base 97 to 1071 and encodes 324 amino acids. The record is from RefSeq and is a predicted model, not a curated record.